UAAAUACAGGGAUGACGGUGUUAUUCCAGUAUGGCGAACGCUUGGACAUUGAGUUAACACUACAGUUAAUAGCCUGCAAAACACACAAGUUUGAGGAAACAACCAUGGCGUAUCCGCUUUGAAGGUCCGCACGGCAAGAGACAGAUGCAAAAACGGGACAGGCCAGGAUCCAAGCCGUUCCGUAGCUGUUUAAGGAUCACAUAAAUCUCUUUGGUCACCAAACGAGCGUGUCCACGUUGCCAAAUUUCGGCCAGUAAUUGCACCCCAAAACAAAGGCGACCCGUGGUGAGUUGAUAGCGUCGCACGUGCUGAAAAUCGCUUUUGGACCGUGUUACUGCACCGCGCUCUAGCGUUCAAACGAACGCGCGUGAAGGUGAAGGGCAGCGGCCUCCUGAAUAGCGCUUGCGUGCGGCGCCUAUCCGUACGCUGUGGCCUCUCGAACACUAGAAGCGGCUAGUUUCGAAAUCGAAUCAGAUUUAUUCGAGCCGGCGAUUUGUCCGUGAUAAUUAUAGCUAUACACGAGAAUCUGUGGAUUUAAUGUAGACGGUGACAUAGAGCUUUAAACGGUGAAGCUGCUAAACUAAAUGUCACCACUGUGAGUCUUGCUGCAUGUGUAUUAAGGUUGGAGUGGUUUAUUGCACUUUAUUUCUCUGCUACCACUGUGGGUUAUGUGCUUGCAUGCAUGCUGAUCCCCAGGCUUUGGUUUUAUUAAAGCUGGUUUCCCAGGGGGUGGUUUUGAUUUGAACUUGAACCGCACUGAGAUCACUUACUCCAAAGACCAGAGUAACCUUGUUAGAAACACUGAAAGCUUUAGGACCAACUGACUGUGAAGCGUAGAUGCAUAGUCUGCAUAUUCUUUAUACAAUGAAAUUGGUCAUGAUUUGUUCAUGCUUUGGCUGUUAGUUUAUUCUUAUUAUUGUAUGUUAGAAGCUCAUUUGCAGUGUAGAGUUCAUUAGAUAUGUUGAAGCAAAGUCGUUAACAUCACUACAGGCUGUUAAUGUUUUAGAAGUGAAAGAUGAUUCAGUCUUCAGUAAUUGUUCAAAUCAGCCAGCUAGACACCAAGUUGAAGCUGCAGAGAUAAUACAGCAGUUGACCCUCUGUGUUGUAAUACAAGCAAUUGAACUGGAUUUGGGGAGGCUGGUCUUAUGUGGACAGCUCGAAAUACUUCAUUAAAUGGGGCGAUGAUAAGGAGGACCACUGUGUUGUCCCAAAUGAAACUUUGACUCCUGUAUUGGUGCCAGAAGUACAGAACUCAUCUCAAGGAGUGGAAAGAGGAGAUACAACUGAUGCUUCACUAAUGACAUAAGCGCAAACUGAUAUAAACACUACAAAGAACCUCUGACGGUUUACAGCCAUGAGUGUUCGACAUCCAACCUCCACAUUGGACAGGUUGAACAGUUUGACAUUAGGAGACUCAGAGCGCAGGUGCUCACCUGGGCUGGAGAGGGAGACACCACCUGAUCCCCCCUCAGAGACUACAGGUCUGGUCCAAAGAUGUGUAGUCGUGCAGAGGGACAAUUUGGGGUUUGGCUUCACUGUGUGUGGGGAGCGGAUCAAACUAGUGCAGAAUGUGCGGCCAGGUGGAGCAGCAGUCAAGGCUGGUGUUCAGGAAGGAGACAGAAUCAUUAAGGUCAAUGGUUCAUUGGUUUCAUCCAUGUCUCAUCAGGAAGUGGUAAAAAUGAUCAAAUCUGGGACAUAUGUGGCAUUGACUCUGCAGGGCCCACCUCCUUCAGCUACAUCUGUCCCUCUUCAGCCCCUCCCUACUGACUUCCUGCCCAAUCCCAGAACAGCACUGGGAGUUGAAACUCUGCCUCUCCCACCUCCACUGACGCCACCCACAGGAAGCAGCACCCCUACCCAGAGAAUCACAGGACCCAAACCAUUACAGGACCCUGAGGUGCAAAAACAUGCCACAGAAAUCCUGAGAAAGAUGUUAGAACAGGAGGAGGCAGAACUAGAGAACCUACUUGAGGAACAGUCUCGAAAUCCCUCCUCUUUCUUAGAGGAGCGAAUAGAAAGUGCCAAACGGAGAGCCAAUCAAGUCAGAAUGAAAAUUCAGCAAGAUGUGCAUAGAACGCGACCAGAAUCUAUUGCCAGCUAUUUCUCUGCUGGAGAAGGUCAGUUAUCAAUGGACUCCAAUGAAGGAGACAUUGAGGCAUGUGAGAGUCCCUUUUCUCCCUCCACCUUCCUGCAGAAUCCCCUGCAACACAGGCAGGAAUCCGACACACACACCUCUGACUCGGGAGGAAAGGCCCACAUCAUCGGACCAGAGGAAGAAGAGGAGAAUGAUGAGUACACAAUCAAUGAGAUGGACGGGCCGUUCCAGGACAUUGAGCUGCUAAAAAGUCGUCCAGCACACAUGACUGUGUUCAUGAGAUAUGUGUUUAGUCAACUACUAGAUCCCAACCCACUGCUGUUUUACCUGUCUGUGGAGGCAUACCUGAGCUCAUGUUCAAAAGACGCCCGUUUGUUCGCCCCUCAGAUCUGCUCCUACUUCCUGGACCAUGACGCUUCUCUGAAGAUUAAAGUCAGAGAGGAGUUCCUGACUGAUAUAGAGAGUCGACUCCACGCUCAGGAGGACAUUCGUGGGCCUCUGUCUGAAUUACAGCAGCAAGUGCUUCCAGAUAUUCAAGACCAACUUCAAGACUACAGGAAUAAGCAGAUGAUGGGUCUGGGCUCUCUGUUUGGAGAGAGUGAAUUACAGCAGUUAGAUGGAGACCCUGUGAAAGAGAGACAGGUGGUGGACAAGCAGGUCAUCGCACUCUGGGAAGUCCUUUCAAAACAUGAAGAGGAUAGAAGUUCUCCAUUAGCGUCUGCAGUUUAUCUGUAUCUCAGACACUCAGGCAUUAAGCUCAGAGACUCUAAAGUCUUUCCUGGCUUGAUAUCGGAGAAGGAGAAGUGGUUUCCAUUCUAUCCUAAAACUAAAAAGUUGAGCAGCACAAAAAGAGAGAAGGAUGGAGAAGAUAAGAAAAGAAAUCCCAUACUGAAGUACAUUGGGAAGCCCAGGAGUACAUCUCAGUCCAUGCAUCCUAGCAGUGUGCGAAACAUCAUUCAGCAGUUUGAGAAUCAUUCAGACUCUGUUGAGGAGGGAGAGACAGAGGGACAAAGAUUGUCUUCCAGCAGCUUAGGAGAGGACAGUAUGGACAGUCCUACCAUAUCAGUGCGUCUGGCUCGUAGUGAGUCGUUAAAAGCUCAGGGGGAGGGGCGACGACGAGGAAGUGGAACAGGGGUGGAGUCUGUCCACCGUUCCCGUAGCGAUGUGGAUAUGGAGGACUGUGAGGAUGGCGAGGGGCCGGGGCUGAGACCGCUACAUCACACCUCGUCUUCAGCAUCCAGCAGCUCAGCACGAUCGUUGGAGAACUCAACACCUCCAUACACUCCUGGUUCCCGACGCAGAAUUGUGGCCUCUCCGGUGCCUCUGUUGCCAGAUGCUCCUGCUCUGGAGGAGGACGUGAUCGACUCCCACAACUGGCAGGAGACGGUGGAACCGCACAUAUUGACGCUACUGAGCUCACGAGAGAUCGACAGACAAGCUGUCAUCUACGAGCUGUUCACCACGGAGGUGUCGCACUUACGGACUCUUAGGGUCCUGGAUCAGGUGUUCUUCCAGAAAAUGCAGGAUGUUCUCAGCCCAGAGGAGCUGUCUUGCAUCUUCCUGAACCUGCGUCAGGUCUACGAACUUCACGCAAGCUUAUCUGAGUCCAUGAGGAAGCGCAGGGAAUCAGCGAUCGUUCAUGGCAUCGGUGACAUCAUGCUGGCCAGAUUUGAGGGUGAGGCUGGUGAGCAGUUUCAGGAGCAGGUGUCUCAUCUGUGCAGUCAGCAGAGUCAAGCGCUGGAGCUCAUCAAAAACAAACAACGCAAAGACCCCCGAUUCGCCAACCUUAUUCAGGAGUGUGAGGCCAGUCCACACUGUCGCAGACUACAGCUGAAGGAUCUUUUGGUGUCUGAGAUGCAGAGAUUGACUAAAUAUCCACUGCUGCUGGACAACAUCAUCAAACACACAAAGGUGGGUUCUGCGGACCUGCAGCUGCUGCAGAGAGCUCAGGUCUGCUGCCGUGCGAUAUUGCAAGCCGUCAACGAGGUCGUCAGGGAGACAGAGCACCGGCAUUGCCUCAGCCAAUACCAGCGCAGGCUGGACAUGACGCCCCUGGAGAGACAGACUAAUCCCAUUGCAGCACAGUUUAAGAAUCUGGAUCUGACGAGUAAGAGAAUGAUCCAUGAAGGACCGCUCACAUGGAAAGUCAGCAAAGACAAAGCGAUUGAGAUUCAGGCACUCUUGCUCUCAGAUCUGUUAGUGCUGCUUCAGAGGGGUCCAGAUGACCGGCUCAUCUUGCGCUGUCCAUCAAGAUCAUUGGGCGGGGGCGGGGCUACAGACCUCAAAGCUCCAUUCUCUCCUGUCGUCUGCCUCGACUCGUUGCUCAUCCGAUCAGUUGCUACAGAUAAUAAGGCGCUUUACGUGAUCAGCACAUCAGAGAGACAGAUCUAUGAGCUGGUGGCCGGGACAUCCUCAGAGAAGAACAAUUGGAAAGACCUGCUUGAAAAGACUAUCGCUUCAGCCACUCAAGGGGCAGGCGAAGCCAAACAAGGAUCGUCUGUGCCGUCAUCAGGUGUGCGUUCAUCUGCCAAUCAAUUACAUAUAUCACUGUCAGAGGAGUCUGUGCAUCUGGAGAAGGACUCUGCUAGUGUUGAUGAAUGUGCUCUCACACCAACCACACCGGCAGAUGUGUCUGAAGUAUGUCAUCAGGACAGGGAUGUCUGCCUUAAAGCAAAAGCUGGUGUUGCAGAAGCUGCUCUUCAAGACGUGGAGACCCUCAGACAGCUGAUCUUCAGGGGUCUUGAGGAUGGAUGGAAUCAAGAUUCAGACGACACACCCACAAAUGAAACGGCCAAUGAAAGAAGUCCUUUUGCAGACAGAGUGGGGCCAGAGGUUUCUGAACCUGCCCCUAGUGAGAGACCCAACCAGUGGGUGGAGGAACAUGUUGAGGUGUUGCAACCUACUGUUCAGGUUGUGAGGAAAGUUGUGGGUGCGGGCUCUUCUAUUCCUGACGACAUAACUGAUGAUGUCACCAACCAAUCCUCACUGGAGAGAGGAAACAUGUUUUAUCUGGUCAUGCCCAAAGACCAAGACGGUGCUCUCACAGACGAGAGCAGCACAGAUACCAUCAAAGACUCGGACACACCUCAGAAUCAGUAUCAGACUCGGAGUGUGUUCUCAACACCCUUUAUUGGUGAGGAAGAACAACAAGAGGCUCCCUGCCUGUCUCAAACAGACCAAUCACUGACUGAGAACCAGAAUCAAGGGGUAGGGCUCGGCCAAUCACACGCUAACAUCCAGUGGCACGUGGUCAAGAACGUGGACGAGAUCUUCCACACGAUUGAGGAGCUGAUGAGGAAACUUCAGCAACUUAGGGACAUUGAAGCAGACCACUACAAACUCCAGAAGAAAUUAAGAAAGCCUCUUUCUGUUGAUAAAGGGUCAAGUGACCUCUUCCACAAGUCUCCCACAGCAGUCGGAAUACCAGCACUGGACCGUGGAGCAGGCGAUGGCAAAGAGGGCAUCUCUGCAGAACCACCUCAGCCAGAAAUCCAGUCUACUGGGUUCUGACAUAUUACACUGGACCUAUUCAAGAUUCUCUCAUACACAGACAAACACAUGUAUGCAGAGCGCACUGAUGAUGUAGUCCCUUCCCAGCAUGCCUUGUGCCUGGAAGCACAAUCCAGGUUGAGUAGUGUGUUGUUUGUGUCAAUCAGAAAAUCGGGACUUGAGACAGGGCAGACGACCCUUCGGCCUGCAUCUAGAAAGAGACAAAUUAUGAAAGAAAAGAUUCAAGUGGAUUCUAAUAACGCAUUGGAGAACGUAGUUGUGAAGUGAUGAACAGGAAGUGAAAUAAAAGUAGAAUAAUGUAAUGAACAAUAGUGUGGCUGAAGACAUGACUCUGUCUUUUGAAGGAAACCCCAGCAUUUUACCUGCUGCUAUACAUGCUUGUCAUCCAUUCAGCUAAUCAGGAAACUCAGAAUCCAAACAGGCACCAUUUUGGCUCGGACACAUUGUGAGCCAUAUCACCCUAAGCCAAGAUGGUGGCGUCGACCAUGGUAUGGCUUUGACAAAUCCAGGUUCUUUUGCACUGGGACCCCUGUGGAAAAUAUGGGGUGCAAAUAAGGAUGUCUCACAAAUAUCAUCAUUUGUUAAUAUUGUGGCCAGUAUUUCAUAGAAUAACAUUAAUUGAAAGAAGGAAAAAGAAAAGAUGAAGGUUUUAUUUUGAAGUUUUCUUUUUUUGUGCUAUGGAAGAAAUAAAGAUUUCAACAAAUGUUUGUUGUUUCUAUGCACAGUGUUUCCUCCUGACAGUUCAUGACUGGACUGUUUUAUGAAAUCUAUUAUCUGACAUCGUCACAUGACCUUCAAGCAGACAUGUUGUUUUACAUGUAAAUACUGUGAACUUUUGUCCCUCAUGGUUUACCGUAGUUCAGUCGUAGCUCUCAACAGGUGUUUAAAACACACAUGAAAGUAUCUGGAACUCCAAGUAGAAAAACGUAAAUUUUACAUUUGGAAAUGCAAAUAUCUUUAUAUAAGUGUUUAGCAUGUAAAGCUAACCUGCGAAAGGAUGACCAUUACCACACCUAAAACAAGUUUGUGUGUCUGUGUGUAUAUAUAUAUAUAAUUGUUUUCUUAAAUGUAUGGAUAAAUACUCUGUAACUCAGGUGGAGAAAACUGAUUUCUCUUUUUAGUUUUAAUGCCCUUUUCCAAUUUAUUUAUUUUAUUUUUCCUUUUCUCUGGCUGUUUGUUUCCCUUUAAGCUUAUGUUUUCUUUCUUCCCUCAUUCAUCCAUUUUUCCAUGUUUAUUCAUAACUGUCAACAACUCACCAAUUUGUAGAAUUAUGCUGCACAAUGCAAUUCAUACUCGUGCAAACUACUGUAUGUAAACUUUUAUUUUUAUUGACAGUCACAUGUAAUAUAGAGUUCACAGCCUGUUUUAUAUAUUAAUUUACUGUAAAGCUCUAAUCAUUUCUUUAAUUUUAUUUUUGUAGACAAAUGGUGUGUAAAUUAUUUUCUCCCUAUCUUUUUAUGGUGAGAUUAUUAGAUGCACUGAAAGAAAAUGAAAAACUCAUGUUAAAAAAAAAAAAAAAAGUAUUUGUUUUGUGAAAUUAAAAAUAUUUAAAAAUAUA
Myxocyprinus asiaticus (Chinese sucker) is the source of this 7163-nucleotide messenger RNA. RefSeq names its product rho guanine nucleotide exchange factor 11-like. Lineage: Eukaryota; Metazoa; Chordata; Actinopteri; Cypriniformes; Catostomidae. Gene Ontology annotation, molecular function: guanyl-nucleotide exchange factor activity; G protein-coupled receptor binding. Gene Ontology annotation, biological process: intracellular signal transduction; G protein-coupled receptor signaling pathway. Gene Ontology annotation, cellular component: cytoplasm. The record is from RefSeq and is a predicted model, not a curated record. The transcript has 40 exons. The coding region runs from base 1355 to 5605 and encodes 1416 amino acids.